This is a messenger RNA of Aspergillus heteromorphus CBS 117.55, 177 nucleotides long. RefSeq lists its product as uncharacterized. The coding region runs from base 1 to 177 and encodes 58 amino acids. The transcript is spliced from 2 exons. The record is from RefSeq and is a predicted model, not a curated record. NCBI's taxonomy places the organism in Eukaryota, Fungi, Ascomycota, Eurotiomycetes, Eurotiales, Aspergillaceae.
AUGGCCAGUGAUGCUAGUUUUGCUGAUAAUCAAGAUCGAGCUAGCUUAAUGGGGUAUAUAGAGUGGCUAACAGCCAGCCCUAUUGAUUGGCUAAGUAAGAAACAGCGUCAUGUGACUCUUUUAACUACUGAAGCUGAAUUAUUAGUCCUAACUGCUGUAGCCAAGCAACUUCUUUAA